AGGUCACAGCAGGCUCUGAGGUCACAGAGGUGCCAGAGCCCCGUGGUUGCACAGCACCACAAGGACCCAGCAGUCAGUCCUUGAGCACAACUGUUGCGGCAGCAGCGGCGGUGGCAGCAGUGGUGCUGACAUUGGGACAGCGGUGUCAGGACAGUGGUGGCAGCAAGAGCUGGGGGCUGGCAGAGGGCAAGGCACCAUGGCCCUUGCUCUGCGCCUCUUCCUCCCGCUCCUCCUGGCCGUGGCCCUGCCUGCCAGGGCUGCCCAGGCUGCUCCGCUGCAAGCGCGGGGAGCAGGUCCUUCUCCAUGGAAGAACUCAGACAGCGGAGACAAGAAAUCCCUGGAGGCAGCCAGACAUCUGGACCAGAUGCUGAGUGAUCUGGAGAGACGCCAUGGUGGGUGCAUUUCCCUCAGCCUUCCCCUGGGACUCAGCAGCCGGGGGCUUUCCCUGCACAUCUGGACACGCCGUGCCCGGCACAGAGGGAAGGCAUCCAUGGCAGCCUGGCUGCCCCGCUGCUGCUUUCCUGCCCUGCAGGGCUGUUUCCCAGCCUGGCCUGGCUGCAGCUUCUCCCCAGCCUCUGCAGGAAGGCAUUUGGCAUCAGCUGGCAGGGAGCCCAAACUGCACCAUGGGCCCGAGAUGCCUGCAAUUUCCCGGUCUCCGGGUAGAUCAGGAAUGGCACCUGUUUGUAGAAGGGAGUGGCCUGGCCAAUCCCAACAGUUUUGAUGAUUUCCUGAACCAUGAGUUUGUCCAGUAUUGCCUCUUGAAGAUGCCAUCUCCCAGAAGGGGAACGGCUCCAUCUAAUGCAGCUGUGCCUCUUCCUGUCUCCAGAGAUGAAGCGAAAGGCUGUGCUGAAGGCAGCAUUUCCUGGAGGAAGCAGUGGCCCAUUGGCAGCCCCUGCUGCAGGAAGUGAGGCGAUGCCAGGCACAGUCACAGGAGAUGAGCGUGCUAGCAAGGCUUCUCCAGCAGCUGGGAUGGAAGAUGGUUUGGGACCCUUGGGAGCUUCUGCAGGUGUGUCUGCAGGGAGGACUUUUCAGGCUCCUUUCCUGGUUGCUGCGCACAAGCCCGGCUCCCAUCGCAGGGGUCCGCCGAGAGGGAGGAACAGAGCUACUAAACACAUGAAGUCCCUGGAGGCAUCGAAACACAUGGACCAGAUGCUGAGUGAUCUGGAGAGACGCCGUGAGAUGGACCAAAGGGCUUUGCUGAAGGCAGCACUUCCUGGAGGAAGCAAUGGCUCCGUGCCAGCCCCUGAUACACGAAGGGAGGAGAUGCCAGACAGUGCCACAGAAGACGUUAUCACUGAAACAGGAAUAUUUGCCCCGGAUCCAGUGCGCUUCCCAAGAAUUGUCUGCCCCCAGGAUGUGCGCAGGUCCUGCAUGAUAGGCACGGUGGUGACACUGUUCACCGUGCCCCUCGUGCUGAUCGGCUGCUAUCUUGGCAUUCGGAAGCUGUACGAGAGCAGACGGUCAGUUGUUGAUUUUUCUCCACAGCUUUCUUGUAACUCUGCUCAUAGCAUUGGUAGCCUGACUCGUAGUCAUGCUGCACUGGAGCUGUGGCCAGUCUGUGGUUGUCCAAAGAACUCUGCUGAGGGCUCUGCUGCUGCCCAGUGCUUUCAUUGGCCUCUUCAUUGCUGGCCUUGUCCUGGGGGGCCCGCUGGGGCUGCAGCCAGUGCUGGCUCCCACUGAGGCUGCCAGGCCAAGAGCAGCCCCAGGGGCACAGGGCAGAGGCAGAGCAAGUUCUCAACAGUAUUUGGGCCACACAGCUCAGCACAGGACAGUGCUUAUUUAGUAGCUCAUGUAAAGUUUCAUGGUGACAGUGAUGUUACCGGACAAGCAAAUUUGCUCCGGUUCAGUGUUCAAACAAAUCCAACCUAAUGAAGGUUUGGCUUUGGCCUUGAGGCUUUGCUCUUUGUGUGAGCCCUGUUCUGGAUUGAUUCCCACUCAGUCUUGGAGCUUGUUUCGGGUGAAGGCUCAUCCCGGCCCUGACCCUUAGCAGUUCUGGGCUCAAAGGGACCGCCGAGGCCGCACUGCACGUGACUGGGCUUCAGGGCUCCAUCAUCAAAGGGCUUUGAGAAGUUUAAAUUACUGUAUUCUUACUCUUUGGUUUUCUUUAUGGAAUUCCUUCGCUUUUUUUAAACUUAGUUUUAAAAAAACAAAUUCUU
Vidua chalybeata is the source of this 2156-nucleotide messenger RNA. RefSeq lists its product as uncharacterized. NCBI's taxonomy places the organism in Eukaryota, Metazoa, Chordata, Aves, Passeriformes, Viduidae. The transcript has 7 exons. Bases 799 to 1680 code for a protein of 293 amino acids. The record is from RefSeq and is a predicted model, not a curated record.